Molecule: messenger RNA, 693 nt
Organism: Adineta ricciae
Lineage: Eukaryota; Metazoa; Rotifera; Eurotatoria; Adinetida; Adinetidae
Source: the annotation of a GenBank genome assembly
AUGUAUCGUCAACUUUUUCACAAUCUAACUUCACUGGCUAAGAAAACAACAUCUAUCUCAUUACAGCAUCUUGCAUCUUUAACAACUAGUCAAUCUUUCCUGCCAGCAGUAACGAAACCAGCGCCUCAAUUUAAAGGUCAAGCGGUCAUUAACGGACAUUUUAGAGAUAUUCAAUUAUCGGAUUAUAAAGGAAAAUAUGUCGUGCUGUUUUUCUACCCACUAGAUUUUACAUUUGUUUGUCCCACAGAACUUGUUGCAUUCAAUGAGCGUCUCGAUGAAUUCCAUCAAUUGAACACACAAGUUAUCGGUUGUAGUACUGAUUCAGUACAUAGUCAUUUGGCUUGGAUAAAUACCCCGAGAAAACAGGGUGGCCUUGGUGAACUCAAAUAUCCACUCUUGAGUGAUUUUUCCAAAGAAAUAUCGCAAAAAUAUGGUGUUUUGAUCGAAGAUAAUGGCGGAAUUGCUUUGCGUGGUUUAUUUAUUAUUGAUAAACAACAAAUAUUACGACAAAUAACAGUGAAUGAUCUACCGGUCGGUCGAUCGGUCGACGAAACCCUCCGUCUCGUAAGAGCUUUUCAAUAUGUUGAACAGCAUGGUGAAGUGUGCCCUGCGGAUUGGAAUGAGAAAACCAAUCCGAACACGAUAAAACCAGAUCCAGUGAAAUCAAGAGAGUAUUUCCGAAAACAAGAUUAG